Halteromyces radiatus is the source of this 2119-nucleotide messenger RNA. RefSeq lists its product as uncharacterized. The record is from RefSeq and is a predicted model, not a curated record. The transcript has 7 exons. Gene Ontology annotation, molecular function: protein binding. The coding region runs from base 43 to 2061 and encodes 672 amino acids. Gene Ontology annotation, biological process: spliceosomal complex assembly; mRNA splicing, via spliceosome. Gene Ontology annotation, cellular component: U2-type catalytic step 2 spliceosome; nucleus; Prp19 complex. Lineage: Eukaryota; Fungi; Mucoromycota; Mucoromycetes; Mucorales; Cunninghamellaceae.
CUCUUUUCUUUUCUUAAUUAUUUUCUUUUCUUUAAACAUAUCAUGGACGAUAAAAAAGACGGUAGAAGAGGAAACCUUCGACCUCCAAAGGUCAAAAACAAAAGUGCAGCACCUAUUCAAAUUACCGCUGAACAAAUUCUUCGUGAAGCUCAUGACAGACGACUUGAACCUGUACAUUCGAUUCCUCAGCAAAAGAUUGCCGAUCUUGAAGAACUUUCAGAAUUCCGUCAACGUAAACGCAAAGAAUUUGAAGAUAACAUUCGCAAAAACCGACUGAAUAUUAGCAACUGGCUCAAAUAUGCAGCAUGGGAAGAAUCACAAAUGGAAUUGGAACGAGCUCGAUCGGUGUAUGAACGUGCUUUGGAUGUGGAAUGGCGUAAUGUGGCCAUCUGGCUUCGUUAUGCUGAAAUGGAAAUGAAGAAUCGUAAUGUCAAUCAUGCUCGUAACAUUUUGGAUCGUGCUGUCACACUUUUACCACGUGUUGAUCAAUUCUGGUACAAGUAUACUUACAUGGAAGAAACUCUUGGUGAUGUACCAAAAGCUCGCAAUGUGUUUGAACGUUGGAUUAAAUGGGAACCUGAUGAAUCAGCAUGGUUGGCUUAUGUCAAGAUGGAAUUACGUUAUGGUGAAAAUGACCGUGCUAGGAAUAUCUAUGAACGUUUCGUCAGUGUUCAUCCUGAACCUAAGAAUUGGAUCAAGUGGGCCAAGUUUGAAGAAGAACAUAAUGAUUUAGACAAAUGUCGUGAAAUUUAUACUGAAGCUAUUCAAUAUUUGGGUGAUGAAAAACUGGAUCAAAAAGUAUUAGUGGCCUUUGCAAAGUUUGAAAUCAAGAUGAAAGAGUAUGAACGUGCUCGAGUGUUAUUCAAAUAUGGUUUGGAUCGAUUACCAAAAUCGAAAUCAGAAUCACUUUAUAAUCAAUACACCAAUUUUGAAAAACAAUAUGGGGACACAGAAGGAAUAGAAAAUGUUGUGGUUGGAAAACGUCGAGUACAAUACGAACAAGAAAUCGAAUCAAAUCCCAACAAUUAUGACGUAUGGUUUGACUACAUUAAAUUGGAAGAAUCUGCUGGUGAAGUACAUCGUAUUCGUGAAGUUUACGAAAGAGCCAUUGCUCAAGUGCCUCCUGCUGAAGAAAAACGAUAUUGGCGACGAUAUAUUUAUUUAUGGAUCAACUAUGCAUUAUUUGAAGAAUUGGAAACAGAGGAUAUUGAAAAGACACGGGAAAUAUAUAAUGAAUGUAUCAAGCUCAUACCUCACAAAUCAUUUACUUUUGCCAAAAUCUGGUUACUAUUUGCCAAAUUUGAAAUCCGACAGUUAAAUGUACAAGCUGCAAGAAAACUACUUGGUCGUGCCAUUGGUCAAUGUCCUAAAAAUAAAUUAUUUGAAGGUUAUAUCGAUUUGGAAAUGCAGCUUCGUGAAUUUGACCGAUGUCGUACAUUAUAUACAAAAUAUUUGGAAUUCAAUCCAGCCAAUUGUGCAGGAUGGAUCAAGUUUGCUGAAUUAGAAAAGAUGCUUGGAGAACAGGAUCGAUGUCGUGCUAUUUUUGAAUUGGCCAUUGGACAACCUGUAUUGGAUAUGCCUGAAUUGUUAUGGAAAGCCUAUAUUGACUUUGAAAUCAGUGAAGAAGAAUAUGACAAGACACGUGACUUAUAUCAUCGAUUAUUGGAACGUACAGAACAUGUCAAGGUAUACAUCAGUUUUGCACAAUUCGAAUUAUCUAUACCUCAGGAUGAUAAUCAACAAGCUGUGGAAAAAUCUCGCAAGAUCUUUGAAAAGGCUUCAGAUCGAAUGAAACAAAAAGGACUUAAAGAAGAGCGUGUUUUACUUCUUGAUGCUUGGAAGGACUUUGAAGAAAACUAUGGUACAGAAGAAACUCAAAAGGUGGUCAAGGAUAAGGAACCUAAAGUGGUCAAGAAACGAAGAAAGGCUGAAGAUUCUACUGAAGACAAUGUUAUUUGGGAAGAAUACUUUGAUUAUAUAUUCCCUGAUGAUCAAGAACAAUCUAGAAAUCUCAAAUUAUUACAAAUGGCUCAAGCAUGGCAAGCAAAACAAUCAGGAUAAUGAUCAACCAUUUUUUUUUUGAAAUUCAAUAAAGUCUUUUACUUUUUUUUAUUAUUUU